AACAAACAACCACCAUCACUGCACCACGCCACCUCUCCUUUUUCUCACCAGUUAACAGAAAGAAUAGGAUCAAAUCGACUGUCGAUAAUCUGAAUACCAAUUUAUUCGACUGUUAAUAUCGACAAGUGUCGACACACGUGCUCACCGAUCUUUCUCCCGAUCAUCACACACACACAAGUUACAUUAAAACCAUACAAAAUGGCCGACCAGGACUGGGACUCUGUUACUCGUAUCGGCACUAAACACCGUGCCGGCGGCGUUCAGCGCGAAACCGUCGUCAAGGGUCGAAGUGCCCUCAACGCAGCGCAACGAUCCGGUCUCGUCAUCGGCACUGAGAAGAAAUACGCCACUGGCAACGCUGCCGGUCGCGCAGGCGUCCCAGAAGGUCAACACCUAACAAAAGUCGAUCGAAGCGACGACAUUAUCAAACCCAAAACCGUGGGCACCCAAGUCGGCGACGCAAUCAAGCGUCGACGCAACGAGGAAGGAUACAAAAUGACUCAAAAGGAACUCGCGACAAAAUGUAAUACGACUGUCACUGUUGUACAGGAUAUGGAGCGGGGGACGGCGACGCCAGACCAAAAAGUGUUGAGUGCAAUGGAGAGGGUGUUGAAUGUUAAGUUGAGGGGGAAUGAUAUUGGGGCUGAGAAGUUUCCUAAGAAGAAAUGAUCUUAAAAAAAAUGAACGGGUUGUUCGAUAUGUUCGAUAUGUUUGAUGGCUUUGGUGUGUUUUUGAUGAUGCCUUGCUUCGAUGAGGUUAUGGUUUUUUUUUGUUUUCAUGGGAUACGUUUUCAUGACAUGACUGAAUAGAUGGGUUGGAAUGAGCGCCAACUUCUAUCGUUUGUACUGGUUUCAUGCGUGAUUAGAUUACAGUAGAUUGCAUGAACUACAUAUCAGAC
Messenger RNA from Talaromyces stipitatus ATCC 10500, 898 nucleotides. Its product is annotated as coactivator bridging factor 1 (Mbf1), putative. The record is from RefSeq and is a predicted model, not a curated record. The transcript has 2 exons. The coding region runs from base 199 to 669 and encodes 156 amino acids. Gene Ontology annotation, molecular function: DNA binding. Lineage: Eukaryota; Fungi; Ascomycota; Eurotiomycetes; Eurotiales; Trichocomaceae. Gene Ontology annotation, cellular component: nucleus.